This is a messenger RNA of Ornithorhynchus anatinus (platypus), 3649 nucleotides long. It is a transcript of the gene TFCP2L1, whose product is annotated as transcription factor CP2 like 1. Gene Ontology annotation, biological process: regulation of transcription by RNA polymerase II. NCBI's taxonomy places the organism in Eukaryota, Metazoa, Chordata, Mammalia, Monotremata, Ornithorhynchidae. Gene Ontology annotation, cellular component: nucleus. The record is from RefSeq and is a predicted model, not a curated record. The coding region runs from base 75 to 1541 and encodes 488 amino acids. The transcript is spliced from 16 exons. Gene Ontology annotation, molecular function: RNA polymerase II cis-regulatory region sequence-specific DNA binding; DNA-binding transcription activator activity, RNA polymerase II-specific.
CCUCCCUCCCUUCCCCCCCAUCCAGCCGCCUCCUCCGGGCUGUCCUCCGGGCUGCCCUGCGCCCCGGCCCCACCAUGCUCUUUUGGCACACGCAGCCGGAGCACUACAACCAGCACAACUCGGGCAGCUACCUGCGGGAUUUGACUAGUGUUCUUCAGAGGGAAAAUGAUGUCCUUGCACUGCCAAUCUUUAAGCAGGAGGAGCCCCAGUUGUCUCCAGAGAAUGAAGCCAAACUGCCUCCCUUUCAAUAUGUACUCUGUGCAGCCACCUCACCUGCUGUGAAGCUUCAUGAAGAAACACUGACCUACCUCAACCAAGGUCAGUCAUAUGAAAUCCGGCUCCUAGAGAAUAGGAAAUUGGGAGAUUUUCAAGAUUUAAACACGAAAUAUGUCAAGAGCAUCAUUCGUGUGGUCUUUCAUGACCGGCGCCUGCAGUAUACCGAACAUCAACAGCUAGAAGGCUGGAGAUGGAGCCGUCCUGGGGACCGGAUUCUGGAUAUCGACAUCCCGUUAUCUGUUGGCAUCUUGGAUCCCAGAGCCAGCCCAACACAGUUAAAUGCAGUUGAGUUCCUAUGGGAUCCUUCGAAGAGAGCAUCAGCAUUCAUUCAGGUACAUUGCAUCAGUACAGAAUUCACUCCGAGGAAGCAUGGAGGAGAGAAGGGUGUUCCGUUUCGGGUGCAAAUUGAUACGUUUAAACAGAACGAGAAUGGCGAGUACACGGAACACCUGCAUUCUGCCAGUUGCCAGAUCAAAGUGUUCAAGCCCAAGGGAGCAGACCGAAAACAGAAGACAGACCGGGAGAAGAUGGAGAAACGGACUGUCCAGGAGAAGGAGAAAUACCAGCCAUCCUAUGACACCACAAUUCUCACGGAGUGCUCCCCAUGGCCAGAUAUGCCUUACCAAGUGAACAACGCUCCGUCCCCAAGUUACAACAGUUCUCCCAACAGCUUCAGCCUUGGCGAUGGCAACAGUUCUCCAACUCAUCAAGUGGAGCCCCUGCCCACCAGCCAUGACCACCUCCUUCCCUCUGCCUCCAUUCAAGACGCCCAGCAGUGGCUUCAUCGCAAUAGGUUCUCGCCGUUCUGUAGACUCUUCUCAAGUUUCUCUGGUGCCGACUUACUGAAAAUGUCCAAAGAAGAUUUUGUUCAGAUAUGUGGACCUGCGGAUGGGAUCCGGCUCUUCAAUGCCAUCAAAGGCAGGAAUGUGAGACCAAAGAUGACCAUCUAUGUCUGCCAGGAACUAGAACAGAACAGAUCUCACCUGCAGCAGAAGAGAGAAGCUGUGGACAGCAAUUUAUGUGUGUACCACGCCAUCUUUUUGGAAGAGCUGACUACUCUGGAAUUAAUUGAGAAGAUUGCAAACCUCUACAGCAUCUCCCCACAGCACAUUAACCGAAUCUAUCGGCAAGGACCAACCGGUAUCCACGUCGUGGUGAGCAAUGAGAUGGUGCAGAAUUUCCAAGACGAAUCUUGUUUUGUUAUCAGCACGUUAAAAGCCGAAAGUAAUGACGGCUACCACAUCAUUCUGAAGUGUGGACUGUGAGCGGCAGGACUCCCCGAGAUAGCGACGAUCCCGGCUGGACAACACAAAAGACUGGAAAGAGCAAAGGGCGGAAGGGGACGGGGCCGGCGACGUUUCCGGGAAAACGACAACUUGGCAGAAACCAGGGGAAAACAUUUUUGUAGGGGUAGAGAUAGAAGGCCUGAGUUUAUCCAGAAAAAUCUGUCCCUCUCCCCUCCCUACCCUCCUCUCUCUUUUUGUGCCUGAAAGCUGUCCGGCUUUCUGAUCUUUGUCGACUGUCCCAGUUGGUCCCAAGUGAAACACAGACAGCACAGCCUGCCCCUUUUCCACAAUCCCCUGGAUGAGGCAGGCCCACUUGGCUCCUCCAUUCAUCAAACCAUGGGCUUCCCCUCUCUACCUUAUUGGGACUGGCUGAGAGAAACCCUGACUGCCCUUCUCAGGGCUCCUGGGGAGCUUUAGCCUUUCCUUCCCAUUAUUUUUUGGGUGCAGCUGAGGCCCUGUGGUUCCUGUUCAUUUUUGCCCUCAGCACCUCAGUUGCCUGACUCACCCCUUUCGUCCCCAGACCCAUUUCAGAAUAUUUUUAUAUGGUCUUUUUAAAAGAAUGAUACAGCAGACACAACAUUUUGCCCUUCUAAGCUUAUGUGUGUCGGUAUAUCCACAUACACACAAUGUUGUGAAGUUUUUCUGUGGUCAGUAAUCUGGAUGUUUCAUAUCUUUAUGUCCUGUGAAAAUAUGAAACCUCUGUGUGUGGGUGUAUACAUUAAGGCAUACACACGUGUGUCUAUCCUUCUCCCUAUGUAUAUAGUAUAUAUCUAUACGCAUAGAUAUCUACCUACAAAACCAGGUAGCUAUAGAUAUAUAUCUAGUAUAGCUAUAUAUAAAUACUAUAUAUCUUUUUAUAUAGUGUGUAUAUAUAUCACUAUUUCAUCUUCACAAAUGCUCAGACUGGGAGCUCCAGAUAUCAAUUUUGGAAAAAAAGGGUAAUCCAGAUGGACAGGGGCCAUUGAAAUACAGGAUUUGGUGUCAAAGGCUUACAUGCUUCUGGAAAGUGGUUUAAUGUAAUUUAAAGUGAACUACAUUUCUAAGCAUUCCUCAGGCAGAGACUUUUUUACAGAGGAAAAAAUCACCGUGGUCUCUGUCCAUAUGAUUUUGACAAUCAACUUAACAGCAACUCCCUCAGGUUUACCUCAGCCAGCUCAUUUGAACUGUGCCUUUUUGCUUAGCUACUCUUUCUGGUAACUAGACUUCAGAUGAGAGCUGUGGGAUAGUGUUUCUUCUCUGCAUGUUACCUGCUGGCAUCCUGGUUUUUCAAUCCUUAUAAGGGAGGGCUUAUGGCAGUCCUGAACCCAGAUGAGGUGGGAAAGGGUUGGGCUAGAUGAAUUUUCAAGGUUCCUUUCGGCUCUGGCAAUCUGAGUAGUUACAAGUUCAGGAAAAAGCACUUCUGGUUCCUGUUUGUCUUCACUUGACAACCUGGGCACUAAAAUGUUUGCUUUUCUCUGCUCCGGGACUUAGAUAUAAAUGAGUCAAAGUGAAAGUGAUUCCGUGAUUUAAAUUAGUUGCCUCCGGCAAUAGUGUUAGCUCUUUGGGAACAGCACAGUCAUUUCAUCCACCACCACAUUGAGUACUUUCUAGACAACUGUGCAAGGUUGCUAGAAUGUUCUGAUCCAGUGCAACCUAGCUGAAGUGUGUUGUGAAACCGCACACUCUGGGAAAACCGACUGAAAAAGGUGAUACAGCUUCCAAAGAUCUGGCUCUGGGUUUCUCUUCCCUUCUCUUUUUGCUCACUCUGGUGAAUUUUGGAAGCCUCUUGGAAUCUGUAGGUUCUUCUGCUUUUUUAGAGCUGGCUGGCUCCAGGAAAAUAAUCAAAAUACUUUUGUCUUUAGGAGUCGAAGCUCUUUCCAUUCUCCUAAGGAUGAAUUCCCCACAUGUGUACUGCUGUUUGUCUGGAGAACUUGUAGAUCUUUCUAAAAAAGAGUGCAAUGUAAUGAGUGGGAGAGCAGAAGUGGUUUGCCAUCUGUAGUAGACAAGGAAGUAAAUGAGAAGUACAGUAACUUGGCCUAAUAGAAAGAGCAUGGGCCUGGGAAUCAGGGAACCUGGGUUCUAAUCCCAGUUCUGCCAUUUGCCUACCC